This is a messenger RNA of Caenorhabditis elegans, 555 nucleotides long. RefSeq lists its product as uncharacterized. Bases 16 to 519 code for a protein of 167 amino acids. NCBI's taxonomy places the organism in Eukaryota, Metazoa, Nematoda, Chromadorea, Rhabditida, Rhabditidae. The record is from RefSeq and is marked reviewed. The transcript is spliced from 2 exons.
AAAAAUCACUAAAAAAUGAAGUGUCUUUGUUGUAUUUUUCUAACUUUUAUUCUCCUUAUCGUUAUUAUUCCAAUUGCUUUAUUCAUCGGAUUCUAUAAGCCAAGAACUUUCGGGAGUCAUCCGAAACACGUGGAUCAUUUGGUAAAUGGGACAUCCUCUUCAGUUCCAGUUCCAUCAGAAUAUUCUACUGAUAAUUCGGAAAUCGAACUAGUUGAAGGAAGCAUGGAUGGAGGUUCUCAAGAAUUUCCGAAAUCUGAUGAGCUUAUUAUGAAUAUGACUGAUCCAAUUCAUAAAUUACCUGAAACGGAAGAUGAGACAAUAUCGGUGAAGGCUGAGAAACCGAUGAAAAUGGAAAAGAACGAAAAAGUGGAAGAAUUGAAAUCAGGAGAAGUAAUUGAAGAAGAAGAAGAAACACAAGUUGUUGUGAAAAGAAAGAAUAAUAAUAAUAAGAGAAAUAAGAAUUCCCAGAAUAUUGAGAAAAAUGGAAUAACGGAUUCGUUCGAAGAUUUUGAUAAUUAAUGGAUUUUUUGAAGAAUAUAAAGUUUAUGUUAAUUG